Molecule: messenger RNA, 1681 nt
Organism: Phytophthora sojae
Lineage: Eukaryota; Oomycota; Peronosporomycetes; Peronosporales; Peronosporaceae
Exons: 5
Coding region: 8-1681 (557 amino acids)
Source: RefSeq, a predicted model, not a curated record
GACAAGCAUGGCGCCCGGCAGGUCGCACGGCACCGACGAGUACGGGCUCAAGCGGUCCUCGGGCGUGGACUACAACCAGGUGCGCGACCGGCAGAUCGACGACAACCGCUUCGAGCGGCAGCGCGCCAUCCGAGCGGCGUCUGCAGCGCCACCACCGGUGGAGAAGCCCAAAAAUGCGGCAGGUAAAGUGGCCGCCCCGCAGUCCGCGACCAUGGACGCCUUCAUGCGCAUGGUGACGGGCAAGGAGGAGCGCACCAUCGCCGACCGCAUCAGCGACCCGAACCGACCUACGUGGGAGCAGUACAAGAAGGAGAACGCAGACAAACUGGACCUCAACGACAACGGAGAGAAGGAGAUGAAGGAGUAUCGGAAGAAGUUGGAUGCUGCCAGGGAGAAGCGACUGGCGGGUGGUAGCAGCUCUAAGAAGAGGAAGAAAAAGCAUAAGAAGCGCUCCCGCUCUUCGUCGUCAGAAGAUUCGAACAGCGAGGACGAGCGUCGACGCUCCAGACACAAGAGCCGCAAGAAGAGGAAGAGUCACAAGCGCAGAAGGAGGUCCUCAGACUCGGACGACAGCGAUUCGGACUCGGACGACGACCGCUCUCGACGACACAAGCGCUCCAAGAAGAGCAAGAAGUCGUCUCGCAGGAAAGACCGGGACGCGUCACCCUCGCCCUUCAAUCGACGACACCUUGCUUGCUCGCUCGCUCGAGUAACGGGCCCUGUCAGGCGGUCCCCACACUGCGCGAUGGCCGCCAUCGAGGACAGGAAGAAGUUCAUGCAGCUGCUGCGAGAGGGCGUGCAGCACAAGGUCCAGCAGCAGCACCAGGCGCAGAGCAAACCGGUCUCAGAUUCCGCUGGUAAAGGCCCAAAAGAUCUUCAAGCGGGCGGGGAGGUGCGGCGCGCUACGCUGCCAGAGCGCUGUGACCAUGGCAACGAGACUGCGGGCGUGGCGGCUUGGCAGACGCUGGCGUGGCGCGACGCCUACUCCAUGGCGUCGUAUUUCCAGGCCACCGUGGGCGGCCGGCCGCUGCGCAUCAAGCAGGUGCUGCAGGGGGAGCUCAACGGGUUCGGCACGGGCCUCACGGUGUGGCCUGCGGCCUGUGUGCUCUUGAAGCAUCUGGAGCAACGAGCAGCUCGCGAUCCAAGAGCGCUGGUAGACUCGGACAACCCGUUCGUGCUGGAGCUUGGGAGCGGCACGGGCGCGGUGGGCAUUGCCGCCGCGAUGCUGCUUCGAGCUGGGAGAGUGGUGCUGACCGACAUGGGCAACGUCCGCUUCAUUAUGCGGGAGAACGCCGAGCUGGCGCAGCAGGACGGCGUCAUCGACAACCACAUGGUGGUGGAUGUCGAGGAGUACGAGUGGGGGCAGCCUCCUUCGGCGAGCCUCAUCCCGUCGCCCGAGGAGUCCUACCCAGACCUCAUCUUGGUGUCGGACUGCAUUCUACCUCGGCUGUACCCGAUCGAGCCGCUCGUGGAGGCUCUGGUCACGCUCAGUGGGCCUCGCACCCGCAUCCUCAUUUCGUAUGAGCAUCGCCACUACCAGCAUUUUCAGCCCAAGGACAGAUUCUGGCAGCUCAUGCAGGCGCGGAAGUUCUCUCUGCGGGUGAUCGACACGGCGGAAUACCAUCCCCACUACGUAGCAGCAGACAUCGAGGUGUGGGAGAUCACUCCACAACUCGUAUAA